GAUUUGAAUACAUGUAUGUAAGUGACAAACAGUUGCUCGCGUGUUCUGUUGCGUAGUUCCCAUCUCUUUUGUGUCUAUUGCAGACAUCGGCAUUUCAGCACAACAGCAAUCGCAUAGCCAACAAGGUCACCGACAAGAUGGGUGGCGAUUUGAAUUUGAAGAAGUCAUGGCAUCCGGGCCUGAUGAGCAACCAGAAGCGCGUGUAUGAGGAGGAACGCAAAGCUCUCGAAGAGCGCAAGAAGACCGAUCAGUUGGUCAAGGAGCGAGCGGAAGAACGCGCGAUCCUAGAAAUGGAGCGAUUGCAAGAGGCAGCUGGUGGCAAGAAGCGCGUCGACAAGGUAGAUUGGAUGUACAGCGGGCCUGGAUCUGGUGGCCCUGGAGUUGGUGGUGUCACGGAGGAAAUGGAAGGAUAUCUCUUGGGUAAGAGAAGACUUGACGGUUUAGUAAAGAGGAACGAGGGCGAAACAAUCAAAAAAGAUGCUGCGCAAGACACAUUCAUGACCGCUGGUCCCAGCGCGAACACCUUGCGCGACACAGCUGCUAAGGUCGCGAAUGAUCCCAUGCUAGCAAUCAAGAGACACGAGCAAGCGGCUUACGAAGCGAUGAUGAACAAUCCCACAACGCGAAAUCAACUUCUACAAGCCGCUGGCAAGGACACUGUUGAAGAGAAGGACGAAAAGAGCCAUCGUCGGCACCGACAUAGACAUCGUGACGAACGGGACGAUCGUGAACACCGCAGCAAGAAACGCGACCACGGCGAGCGAGAAUCAAGGUCGCAUCGCCACCGCUCACAUAGACAUCGAGAUCGAUCACGUUCCGACAGUCCGCGAAAUCGGUCGCGAUCUCCGUACUCAAAUCGUCGAGCAACCUCGAAUGGCGAGCGCUUACCGAGGAGAUCAGAGCAGGAUCAUCAUGGUCGUUCGAGAGGAUAUCGUAGUCGUGACUACAGUCCUCAAAGAUCACCCUCUCCAUUACGAAGGCGAGAUGCCGACAAGCGACGAUCAUACCCAAGUCCUGGCCGAUCUGCACCAAAUUCUCAGUCCCGACGGUCGCCGCCAGUGGACACUAGAUCAAGCAAGCCUACGGAUGACGGCGACGAGCGGGCCAGGAGGUUAGCAGCCAUGCAAUCCCAAGCAACAGAUUUAGAGGCGGAGCGCCGGACGAGGCUAGCGGAGAUCCAGGCUCAGGAGUCAAAGCAACGCAUGGAAGAUGAUCAACGUCGGUCUGAUCAAGGCAGAUUCGUAAAUGGACUCCGGCGUGAGGCCGAGGGCGUCGAUAUGAGUCGGCGGCUGCACGCACAACGUCGUGGCGGCGGAUUGGCGGAUGAUUGA
This is a messenger RNA of Dissoconium aciculare CBS 342.82, 1331 nucleotides long. RefSeq lists its product as uncharacterized. The record is from RefSeq and is a predicted model, not a curated record. Bases 138 to 1331 code for a protein of 397 amino acids. Gene Ontology annotation, biological process: mRNA splicing, via spliceosome. Lineage: Eukaryota; Fungi; Ascomycota; Dothideomycetes; Mycosphaerellales; Dissoconiaceae. Gene Ontology annotation, cellular component: U2-type spliceosomal complex. The transcript is spliced from 2 exons.